Aspergillus tanneri is the source of this 942-nucleotide messenger RNA. Its product is annotated as glycoside hydrolase family 43 protein. The record is from RefSeq and is a predicted model, not a curated record. The transcript is spliced from 2 exons. Gene Ontology annotation, biological process: carbohydrate metabolic process. Gene Ontology annotation, molecular function: hydrolase activity, hydrolyzing O-glycosyl compounds. NCBI's taxonomy places the organism in Eukaryota, Fungi, Ascomycota, Eurotiomycetes, Eurotiales, Aspergillaceae. The coding region runs from base 1 to 942 and encodes 313 amino acids.
AUGUCUAAAAUGUCAGUCCUUCUCACGCUCCUUCUACCCACUGUGCUAGCCGCACCAUGGAAAGUCCUCGAUGACAACUUCCCCGAUCCGUCAGUGAUCCAAACCAAGGACGGAUUCUACGCGUUCGGAACGACCGGCAACGGCGUGCACGCGCAGAUCGCCCAUUCGAAAGAUUUCACCUCGUGGGAGAAGCUGUCUCACGAUGCUCUACCGGGUCCGUUUCCGUCCUGGGUGAAGAGUGAAUCUCCUUCGAUCUGGGCUCCGGAUGUAAUCCAGCGGAACGACGGAACUUUUGUCAUGUACUUCUCUGCGAUCGCCAAAGACGAAAGGAAACACUGCAUCGGAGCAGCAACUUCAUCCUCAGUCCGAGGACCGUAUAAACCCGCACCGAACGCACUAGCCUGUCCAAUAGACCAAGGCGGCGCUAUCGAUGCCGCGGGAUUCAAAGACUCUGACGGGAGUUUCUACGUCGUGUACAAAAUCGACGGAAACAGUCUGAACACUCACGGGGGAAAGAAGCAUCCGACGCCGAUCAUGUUGCAGAAACUGCACUCGGACGCGUUGACACCAUCCGGCAAGCCGGUGCAGCUCCUCGAUCGGGACGAUCGUGAUGGACCGUUGGUUGAGGCGCCGAGCCUUGUUAAACAUGGCGAUACGUAUCUGCUCUCGUUCUCGUCGAAUAUGUACAAUACAAAGUGGUAUGAUGUGAGCUAUGCGACAGCGAAGAAGGUGACGGGUCCGUAUACGAAGUCGACGGCGCCGUUGCUCGAGUCGGGACAUCAGAGUGACGUGGGCAAGUUGGUGGCUCCCGGGGGAGCGGACUUCCUGCCAGAUGGAAAGAGGAUUCUCUUCCAUGCGUUUAAUAAUGGGGAGAAUAUGAAGAAAGGGAGGGGAGUAUGGGCUGCUGAUAUAUCUAUUGAUGGGGGACAAAUUCAUAUCUAG